AGUGUUGAAGAAGUGAAUUAUUCAAUGUUCUUGGCUGUCUGCACUGAAUUUAUUGCUUGAGGGAAUAGUGUAGUCUCUGAUUUAAGAUUCCAUGUGACAAAAUAGUGCUGGAUUAGUAUAUUCCUCCAAGAAAAUAAUCACAGCUUUGUUACAGUUACUUAUGUUGAUAAUAAGUACCAUAUCAUUUUUUACCUGUACAGGACACUGGCUAUGUGGGUAGGUUUUUUUGUUAUUCUGAAAACAUCUAUAGAAGACUCCAAUAUAGGAAAAAAAGACAUAAUGGAACAAUAUGAGAGGAAUUAUAGAUAGGAUGUAUAGUCUAUUCUAAUGCUCAUAUUUAUAUUAGAAGAGGGGAAGGAAUAACACAGUGAAACAGUAGAAUGGAUGUUCGGUUCUACCCUGUUUUUGUACUUUGACUUAGUAUAGAAGUUAAUAACCCUCUAAUUCUUUUGUGUGGGGUAAUAGAGUUUCCAUAUGAUAACAAUCGCAGAGAGGCUGAGAGCAGAGUCCUCUGGCUGCUCAUGUGGCUUUGUGCACUGUGCUGUUAACUCUUGGCUGAUUAUGUCAACCUGGGUUGCAAGUAGAUGCGUGCUUAUUGAUCCUGGUCACCGUGGCUUUUGGGAGGUUUUUUUAUUAAUGUGUGUCAUCUAGGUUGUGUGACUGGAACAGUAAUGCCUGAUUUAAAAACACACGUUUUCAUUUUGAAGGUGGUGUGGCUCUCACCUUCCUUGGGCUUAAUUCAGAGCUGGGUGCUUGCCGUCUCUGAAAACAGGGUUACCAAACAAAAUGUUUUGACAUAAUAUUUCCCUGUCAGAGUGCUUAGGUUUCAGCAUCGCUCUCCUGCUUGUAUCUGGAAAGUGCUUCAAUGAGGAAACCACUGUUACAUCAAACACUAAUUCUUCAAGGCUUAGAAGAAUAAUAAUGGCAUGCAAAUUGUUUGCAAAUUGUCAAAGUCUUACUGCAUUAGUAAACUUAAACCAUUGGUAUGCUCAAACUGAUAAAUAGCACAACCGUUGAUGUUAUCCUGUAAAGGAAACUGUCUCAUCGGCACAGUCUGUCAUAUUACAAGUAAAAUUACCAGCCAAGAGUACAAUAUUGGAGUAAGUCUCUCUUACACUGUGUUUAGGCCAGCAAAAAUACUGUGUCUCUUUGUGGUCAGAGCUUAUGCCAACGCUCAGUGGAGAAGACUGCUCAGCUGCAUAUAGGGGGAUGGAGGAUGUUGCCAUUUUGAUUUUAGUACCACCUGCAGCAGCACGGGCUGCGCUGUUGCCCUGUGCAAGUCACGUGGGAUUCUAACGAGAGCAGAGAUCUUUCUGUUAUUGUAUUUCUCACAUAUCUCAGAGUUUGGGCAUAGCUAUUGGAGGAGUUUGGAACGUCAUGUGGAAAAUUAAGUAACAAAGCUUGUGUUUUAUGUUCUACGUCUUCCACUGCUACAUUGCUAGUUAUUUUCCUUACAAAUGUCACUCAAGUGAAAUUGAAAUAUCUGAAAAUGCUAUUACUCAUCUCAAAAGCUAGGUGUGGCUGGUAGGGGACUGGCUUCAAGCGCUGAAGUUCAGCUCUGUGUUGUUGAUGUAACUGUCAAAUAUUAAGCUCUUUUCUCUUGAGUAAUAACGAUGAAAUUGCUGGUACUUUCCAGGAGCCAAAAAUGUCUUCCAUUUCAUUUUUCUUGCUUUUAAUUUAGUGCAUUAUUUAUUAGUGACUAAUAUUAUUAAACAAAUACAUUUAACUUAAAAAAAAAAACCCACAAAUUAAUGCAUCUCUUUUUAAGCUGUAUGUUUUUCUGUAUUUGUUCAGUGGUCACAUGUGGAAUUUGGCUUCAGAAGUGAAGCAGACACCUUGAACAUACACAUUUCCACCAAGUAGAACUUCUGAGGAAGUGUUGAUCAGCUCAGCAGGUCGGUGUGCUCAGCAGUGGAAAUAUGCACAUUUGGGGUGCGUGUUUCACUUCUGGAGCCAAGUCCCAAAUCUCUCUCUUAAUUUUGAAGAAUGCACUGACUCUGUUUGUUAAAAUUAGCUGCUGACUUGCCCGAAGGCACAAAGAGUAUACUUUAACACAUGGGCCAUCUCUCCUACAUCUUGAAGGCUGGGAAAUAGAAAUUCUUUGCCCGUUUUAUAGCUUCUUGGCUAGUUCACCAUCCUCACAGACAAGAUGGCCUUAGUAAAUGUUUUCCUUCCUUUCUGGCCCGAUGCCUUGAGAUGCUUUCCCAUAGCCCUCUGUGGGUGGAGCACAUUCCCACUGUGGAACUAGUUUGUGUGUGCUCCCUUGAAAGUGGUCGAGGAAGGAAUUUUAUUUUAAAACUUUUAAGAAGCUAAAACAAAUGAUGUCUCAUGGUGUGGGAGGGGACCAAAUCCCAUCGGCUUCGUAGCGGGUGAUGCUGACUGGCAGGCUUCCUGGGUUUUCACUCCAGGCACUUUAUUAAAAGACAUGCCUAAGAUGUGAAGUUUUCUAUAUUAUAUCUAGGUGAGGAUUUUUGUUUAAAUGAAAGUUUGUCUUUAAAACAAAACACAUGCAAUUGCGACCUUAUUCCAACUGAAGUCUUCCAAGAUAAGCACUGAUAACAUUGAUAAGCAGCGCUUACUAAGCAGACUUCUAAGCAUUACCUGACACCCAGGCUGGAGGGGGGUGGGAAAAAUAUAAGACAAUAACAAGCAGUAAAUGCCAUCGUGUGUGUUUUUUAGGAGGAACAUCUUCCACUCUGAAAGUCUAGUGGUUCAUAGUCUUGCAGACUUGUUUUCUGAACUCGGGGUAGUGGUGUCUGAGUUAAUGGUACGAGUCUUUGCAAGUUACUCUAUAAAUAGUAUAAGCAUUGUGUAAUUUUAGUCAGGGUAUAGUCAGUUAAGCAUGAUGAUGAAUUAUCUCUGGAAAAAUGUAAAUCAUUUGAUAUCUUUAUAUAAAUUGACACAGGAGGAACACAUGAGUAGUGCAGUCUUAGUAUGUCUGUAUCUUUCAGAAAGAACUGCUUUUCAGUACUUCACUGAGAUAGCCUGAUGCUUGAGGAAAAAGUCUGGGUUGUCAUGUCACUUUAUUAGUGGUGCACAUAGUACCUUAAAAAUGCAGAACUGCAGCACGUCUGUUAAUAUAAUGAUGUAUUCUAUUUGCAAAGUAGCUCAUAAGUAAAAAAUGAAUGGCCCAGUUUAUUUUCUGAGUCAGGGAUAUUUCAACCUGUGGUCUUCAGACCCCUGUCACCUAGGCACCGCUUCUGUUCUACUUUCUAUGGACUCUAUACAGCAGAAACCCAAACACCUCGAUGGUGACAAGGCUUUAAUUCCAUUUUUUUUAUAAAGGAGGCCUGAACGGUUGGCUGUGGGGGAAAAAAGAGACUGAAAAAACACGGAUUUAACCUGACAGAACAGAGCAAACCUCCUUAGGUACCCAUAAUAUUAAAAGGACGGCUGGAAGCUUCUGCUAAUGCUUUCUUCUUAUCUUACAGUAUGUCCAAGCCAUUCGUUGAGAAAACCUGAUGAAGUGCUGCGUUUGUUAUUUUUUUUUUCCCAUUCAUGUCUGCUUCUCUCAGCUAUGGCUUCUGCUGGCUGUCAGCUGACUCGUGCUGCAUCUCCUAUCCUGUCUUCAUCCUACGCUCCUCUUGCAUGGCCCAGCUCUUCCACAUACAGCACAGAGAAAAAUAAAAGCUUUCAACUCACCCUUCACAUGUUCCAUCUCCCCUGGCGAUUUCUGUUUCCAGGCAGCGAAGUGACAGGGUAAUUCCUCUGAAAUGUUGCCUUACGCGACCUUUGGGCACAGAUUCUUCCUCUCUGAGGUCAAAUGACUGCCUGUUUGGCUGUCUUGGACAGCUACUGCUCCUCAUCUGAUUCUCUGCUUCCUCUUAAGUUCUCCUUUCCCUUCUAUCUCCUCACCUCCCUUAAACAUGCUUUCCCUCCAGCAGUCCUGCUGUUGCUGCUGUCCUUGCCUUCAUUUCAGCCGCCCCCUUCCUUACUUGCUCUGCUCACAAGUUAACACGUCCUCCACAUCUGCUUCCUCCAUGCCUCUGUUCUGCCUCUUCUGGAGAGGUCUGCUCAAACUUCCUCCAUUACAAAUUUCUUCUUUUUCCUUUUCUGCACAGCAUGCUCUCCCAGCCAUGCUGAUUCUCAGCUUGUUUGCUGUUUUGUCAUGGAUUUUUAUUAUUAUUUUUAGUUGUUCUUUAAGUUCUCUUCAGCUACUUUUACUGAGAAGAUCAUGUGCUUUACUCUUGGUGCAGAGCAGGCACUCACCUGCUUUUAAACCUCCAGUUUCUCAGUUUUUUCUCAGAACAGACUAUAGUAUUUGGCAGACAGUGGACUUCAGCUUCCUAUUCAUCAUGAGAUUGGCUGACAUCUAAUUCUUUAAUACCUUGAUUUCUUUGUUUGUAAACCAAAGCAGUUAUGCAUCACAGAUUGCAAAAAGUAGUUGCUUGAGUUUUAGAGCUCCAACUUUCUCUUACCAGAGCCGUUUUGAAGAAGUGGCUUUGAGAGAGAGCAGGAAACUUCCACUGUGCAGUGUGCUCUCAACCGUGGGCAGCUGAGAGCUCUGCCAUGCCUUGUGGGUCCAGCAGUGUUAAUAGCUGGAAAAUAACUUAAGGUCUUAAAGCAAAAUCCACCAAGUCUAAUGUAGUUACUUCAUAAACAGGAGAGGCUCGUUGCCCUGCGAUGCGUCAUGCUGAGGGAAAAAAUUUAACUUCAGUUGCUCUUCUACAACGGGUAGCAGAAUUGGAAAAGGUCAACGCAGAAUUUUUGCGCACAAAGCAGCAACUUGAGCAAGAAUUUAAUCAAAAGAGAGCGAAAUUUAAGGAGCUGUACUUGGCAAAGGAAGAGGACCUGAAAAGACAAAAUGCAGUGCUGCAGGCAGCCCAAGAUGAUCUGGGACAAUUGCGGACGCAACUUAUGGAGGCUCAUGCUGAAAUGGAAAACAUCAAAGCUAUAGCUACAGUAUCUGAGAAUACAAAGCAGGAAGCUAUUGAUGAGGUGAAGAGGCAGUGGCAAGAGGAAGUAGCUUCACUGCAAGCUAUUAUGAAAGAGACUGUUCGUGACUAUGAGCUCCAGUACCAUCACAGGAUGGAACAAGAACGAGCUCAGUGGAAUCAGUAUCGUGAGAACGUGGAACGAGAAAUAGCAGAGUUAAGAAGACGACUGUCUGAAGGCCAAGAGGAAGAAAAUCUUGAAAAUGAAAUGAAAAAGGCCCAGGAAGAUGCUGAGAAGCUUCGUUCGGUUGUGAUGCCCAUGGAGAAAGAGAUUGCAGCACUAAAGGAGAAGUUGAUAGAAGCUGAAGAAAAAAUAAAGGAGUUAGAAGCAUCAAAGGUUAAAGAACUGAACCAUUAUCUGGAAGCUGAGAAGUCCUGUAGGACAGACUUAGAGAUGUACGUGGCUGUCCUCAACACGCAGAAAUCUGUCCUGCAAGAGGAUGCAGAGAAGUUGCGGAAAGAGCUUCAUGAAGUCUGCCAUCUCUUAGAGCAAGAGCGACAACAGCACAACCAGUUGAAACACACGUGGCAAAAAGCCAAUGACCAGUUCUUGGAGUCCCAGCGUUUGCUGAUGAGAGACAUGCAACGUAUGGAGAUUGUCCUGACCUCUGAGCAGCUUCGACAGGUCGAAGAACUGAAAAAAAAAGAUCAGGAAGAAGAUGAUCAGCAGAGACUUAGCAAAAGAAAGGAACAGAAACAGAAAGAUUCAGACGAUGAAACAAAAGCUUCGUGUUCUUUAGCCCAUGAGGAAUCCCUUACCCAGUUCUCUAAUGAAGAGGUGCAUUUAAAUAGCACCCACAGCUCAGUCCAUUCGUUGGACGCAGACUUGCUUCUGUCUUCUGGUGAAUCGUUCAAUAAAUCAGAAAACGAUAUGUUUAAAGAUGGACUACGGAGAGCACAGUCAACAGACAGUCUAGGGACAUCUGGAUCUUUACAGUCCAAAGCUUUAGGAUACAACAACAAAGCAAAAUCUGCUGGGAACCUGGAUGAGUCAGAUUUUGGACCACUUGUUGGAGCAGAUUCAGUGUCUGAGAACUAUGAUACAGCUUCCCUUGGGUCUCUGCAAAUGCCUAGUGGGUUUAUGUUAACCAAAGAUCAGGAGAAAGCAAUCAAAGCAAUGACACCAGAGCAAGAAGAGACUGCUUCACUUCUUUCCAGUGUUACACAAGGAGUUGAAAGCGCAUAUGUGUCUCCUAGCGGUUACCGCUUGGUGAGCGAGACAGAGUGGAAUCUGCUGCAGAAAGAGGUGCAGAAUGCAGGGAACAAGCUGGGUAGGCGCUGCGAUAUGUGCUCGAAUUAUGAGAAGCAGUUGCAAGGUAUCCAGAUUCAGGAGGCUGAAACAAGAGACCAGGUGAAAAAGCUGCAGGUGAUGCUGAGGCAGGCUAAUGACCAGCUGGAAAAAACAAUGAAAGAUAAACAGGAAUUGGAGGAGUAUAUGAAACAAAGUGCUGAAGACUCCUCUAAUCAGAUCUCUUUGCUAAUGGUUAAAUGUCAGAAGUCAGAGAAUUUCCUCAAUGAACUGCAGCAGGCGUUUUCUCAAGCAAAGAGAAGUGUGCAGGAGCAAAUGGCUGUUCUGACGCAGUCAAGGGAGCAGGUUUCAGAAGAGUUGGUGAGACUGCAGAAAGAUAAUGAAAGUCUUCAAGGAAAACAUAGCUUACAUGUGUCUUUACAACAAGCUGAAGAUUUCAUUCUACCAGAAGCAGCAGAGGAGCUCCGGGAGCUGAUUUUAAAGUAUCGUGAAGACAUCAUUAGUGUACGGACAGCAGCAGAUCACCUGGAGGAGAAACUUAAGGCAGAGAUUUUAUUCUUAAAAGAACAGAUUCAAGCUGAACAGUAUUUGAAAGAAAACAUAGAAGAAACUCUACAGCUGGAAAUAGAGAAUUGCAAAGAGGAAAUCGCUUCCAUUUCCAGUUUAAAAGCUGAACUGGAAAGAAUAAAAGUGGAGAAAGAGCAGUUAGAAAGUUCUUCACAGGAAUACCUGCAGCAGCUGGAGAGUCUGCAGGAAACAAAAAACACUCUGGAAGAACAGCUGAAGAAGGAAACAGCAGCAAAGGCAAACCUUGAACAGCUGGUGUUUGAAGAGAAGAAUAAAGCUCAGAGGCUGCAGACUGAAUUAGAUGUCAGUGAGCAAGUUCAGAGAGAUUUUGUAAAGCUUUCUCAGACACUUCAGGUGCAGCUGGAGCGGAUCCGGCAGGCAGAUUCCCUGGAGAGAAUCCGUGCAAUCCUGAAUGACACAAAACUGACGGACAUUAAUCAGCUUCCUGAAACAUGACACCCUGAGGAGCGUGCUCCAAGGCUGCAUUUGGGGUUUUUAACUCAUCUUUAUAGCAACAUUAAUUAUUAUUUAACUCUAACUGAAAGAGCAGAAGACAACAGAGGGGAGCAAUGACUUAAGUUUUAUUUCUAGAGGGGAAAAGGUUUCGUGCUGGGCAGGAAGAGAGCACAAGAGUGACUUGUUGUGUAGGAAGGAGAACUUUCUAAUGGAAACACUAAUGGGUGCGGUGUUUCGUGUUCCACUGAGUGGGAUCAGUCCUUACAUUCUGAAAAACUUCCCCUCUUUCAGCCAACUUCGUAACCUGAUGUAGAAUUUUGGAACAUUUACCCCUGUUUUUUCCCUUUGUCCUUUCCCCUCACUACUGUGAUCAAAGUAGCUGCUGGAAACCAUAUUGUCCCUCCAAAACAUUGAAGAGCAAAGUGGUUGAAGUUUUUCUGUUUGAAUAGUCAGUAACAGUAUUCAGCUAGCAGAGAGAAUGAGGUGUAGAGUAUGCUGUAUGAAUAUUUUAUAUUAAAAUAUGACUUUAUUAGCAGGACACUGGAUAUUGAUCUUAUUUCAUAACUCAGUGUUGUAUUUUUUUUUUAACCAUUGACUUUGUGUUGAAGAAUCUGAAUGCUGCUGAAAUGUGGUGGUCACGAGUGAGCUGUGUGUCUCCUGAACAGAUAAAUGCCAAUCCAAAAAACUCUGAAAACUGUACUGAGAACGUAGCUCCUUGAAAUGCUUCCUUUGAAUUCUGAUCCUUAAAGAAAAGCACAAGAAAUGCACUGUUUUGUAAUCUCUUUUCACAAAUGUAAUUUAAAACGUGGAAUUACAACUAGUUCUUUCUCAUCUUGAAAGCUGAGCAGUACCUGUAAUUCCUUUUCCACCUGAAGAAAAUACGUUAGCAAGAACCGUGUGCGUUGUCUGAGCACUGGCUUGGGGUUUGUGCAGGGCAGCUUUGCUCUGGUAGGUGGCACCAGGCAUGGUCAAGGUAAGAUGUUGAACAAAGCAAAGUCAACUUGACCCUCCUGGGUCAGUUUUAAUAGUAUACAAAACAGUGAUGGCACUCUGUCACAGAGCACAAAUGCGCUGGAGCUGCAUUAUUCUGCUGGUCCAAGUUGGAAGGGUGCAGUGCAUCUCUUACUUAGAAGUACGGUAUUGUGUUAUUGCUCAGAGUUGAUUCAUACGCUGUCCUGUAUUUCUGUAAGCUUGCAUUUAAAUUACACUCUGUAACACAACAGCUAAGGCAGGACAUUCUUGUGAUUGAUCAGGUUUUAGGUUUGGGAUUUUUAUAUGAGUAACAUGAUGGUAACAUAAGCAUUCCUCCUUUUCCUCCUUUUAGUGGAGUUUCAUGCACGCAGUUGAAUAGGAACAGUUUAAUGUAUGGAUGUGAUAAUAGUGGUGGUACAUAUUGAGUUCUUGGACUAGUCCCUAGGAAAGACUCAAUUCGAAGAGAAGAGGCUGAGAGAGCAGCUUGUUUUUGUCCAGAAUUUGUAACUUAAGCUUUCUGCUGUUGUUUACUGUUUUCUUUGCAUACCAUAGAUCUGGUGAUGAAAAAACAGAAGUGACAGAGAAUGCUCUGUACUGUAUUGCACAUGACUAUAUUUUGUUAGGUACUUUAAUCCUAUUUUAGCAGCGUAUGUCCUGCUACUAACAUAAAGUUUUGGUUUUGGAGAGGAAUGCCUUAAAAACAGCCAAAAAGAAGCAUAUGAGCUCAGUUGAUUAUCAUUUAUUGCAAGAAAUAAAGCAUUUUAUUCACCCUAGAAAUUAAUUUCUUUCAUAAUCGUGACACUUCAAACCCAUUUUUCCUGCCUUAUUAACGACUCGAGUAAUAGGUGGCAGGGUUGUCAUCUUCCAGAUGACUUACUGAAUCCUUGUUUCAUUUAAAAGAAGUUGAAAUGUGACUUAGGUUCUUUAUUUUGGGUUUUUAAAUCUCUCUCAGCAUUUACUGAACUGUGAGGUGACAGCAGCUGCCUUCUGAUGCAGAAAUCUAAUAGCAGAUGUUUUGCAUUCAGUUUUCCAAAGGUUUAGCAUUGUAUUCUGUUGAAUAAAAAUCUUGGGUGGGCUAAGAUAGGUCUUUAUUAAGGAGCUGCAGGCUGGAAGGCUUUUUUCCUGUAUUCUCUUCCUUCCAUAAAACUGACUCUUAACUGGUUACUGGUUGUUAACCUGUGCAGCAGUGAUUUAAGGAAGCCUGUUUUCUGGUUAAACUACAGUGAUGACAUGCAUCUUCUGAGCAAGCUGAACACUUGCAGAAUUGCACCUGAAGACACAUGCAGAAAAAAAGAAUUUUUGGUUGAGUUUAUGGACUGUUUUUGUAAUGCAAGAGAACUGUUAAUGGCAUUUCAGCAUCCCUUUCUAGUCCGACUGUCAGUGCCUAUCAUCAGCAGCCCCAUCUUCCUGCCUGUUCUCGCAGGCCAUGCAUGACCAUUUUUGAUUGCUUUGGAUUGUGCAGGGCUGGUGAGUCUUUUCCUUAGUGAAUUUUUACAAAUGGUUGGCCAGACUUUCUGUAGGCGUGAUGGUGUCAGAUUGCAGAUGAUGAUGGCUGCAGGGAGCCUUUCUGCAGUCCUUAGAGGAGAGCAGGUGAGGGAGAGAUCGGUCUGUGGUCAUUCAUAGACACAGUAGUGAUUACAGCGGUUGCAGAAUGAAGUUGUGCACGUGUGUGUGUGUCCGUAUGCAUGCUUGUGUGUUCUUCCCAGUGACCAGUGAUGGCCUGUAGGCCUGGUCUGAGGCUGGAGGUGUAUGCAGUAGGGCUCAAAAGGGACUAAUGAGCACUCACCUGAAAGGAGUGGUGCUGGCUGCUGAGUUCCUUGGUGAUGAACCAGUACUUGCAUGUGUCACUGGAGUGACGUCCUUUGGUUUGGAGAGGAAGGAGAUACAGCGAUGGUGUGAUUGUUUUCCUUUGUACCACCUUACUCCAUCGUGCACCCUUACUCCUGCUUUAGUACUGUGACCAUUUUGAGGCUGGAAAAUGAGUGAUCUUUUUCACCAACAACUGCUGAUUAAAAGUUUAUUUUCAAUUUAGAAACGUAUCCAUCCACAAAAGUGGUGGGCGAUGCAGAACCAAAUGUGCUGGGGAAGGGAAGCACAGUUUCAGAGGUGGUAACUCAAGCUUCAGCUGAACACAAACGUAAGAAAUAGUAAAGUGGCCUUUAAAAAAAAAAAUUAGGAGUGCCAAAUUUGCAGAGCACUUAUUAAACCACCGUUGAUGAAGUGUAGUUCAAAAUUCUUGCUGUAAAGCUGCAGAUGCUCACUCAGUGGAUUGUGAUGAUACCGCUUAUAAUAAAUCAGAGACUAAACACUCUUCCCUCCAGUUCUUGGCUUUCUGGAGCUUGUUUUGAAUGGGGUGGUAGGUUCUCCUCACUCAGUAAGAGUUUGUGUUUUUUUAACAGGCGCUACUUCUAACCUGGCAGUUCAGCUCUGAUACACAGGGUGAGUGGAUUAGAAAGCAGAUUCUAUUUAUGCAGUCUGUAAAAGGGGCAAGAUCAAGUUUUGUAUGCAUUCCUAUACUUGUAUAGUCUUAAUCUGUACAAAAAAAGUGUUCUUGCAGCAUGUAUGGUAACCUAGUUACCUAACAGGUAAUAACAGUCCUCCUUUCCUUACAGCUUUACUUUGGCACCUCUUGCCGUGCCACUUUUGUAGCAGUGCAGUACUACUUUUCAAAACUGAGCUUGACCAUGUCACCUUUUGAAAGGGGAAGCGUGGGGGAGAGGGGAAGAAACAAGACUAUUUAUUGUCCACUUAAGUUUGUCUACAGCAGAUAAUUGGCCUUUUAAUGUCAAGACAGAGUCAGCUUUUGAUAGAGGCAAACUGAGUGUUUGGAAGUUAAUACUGCAUUCCGGUGAACCAAGCCAUUGGUGUCCUGUGCAAUUGUGGAUGUAGAAUUCUGCUGUCUACAGGAUUCAAGUGUAACCAUUUGUUAACUGUAUUGAAGGUGUGUCCUUUAUGAAGAAAGUGUUCCCAAUUAAAAAAAAAAAGCUGCUGAA
Messenger RNA from Gallus gallus (chicken), 11171 nucleotides. It is a transcript of the gene RABEP1, whose product is annotated as rabaptin, RAB GTPase binding effector protein 1. Lineage: Eukaryota; Metazoa; Chordata; Aves; Galliformes; Phasianidae. Gene Ontology annotation, cellular component: endocytic vesicle; endosome. Gene Ontology annotation, molecular function: GTPase activator activity; growth factor activity. The record is from RefSeq and is a predicted model, not a curated record. Gene Ontology annotation, biological process: endocytosis; Golgi to plasma membrane transport. The transcript has 18 exons. Bases 4624 to 7206 code for a protein of 860 amino acids.